UGAUUUUGACCACACAAUCCAGAAUAGUUCAUGGAAUUGGUGUUUUCAGCAUUCAUUAUGUGUUUAGUAGUAGUUUUUUUUUAUUAUUAUACGUUUACUGGGUGAUAAAGGGGAAAGGGGAAUCGCAGAGAAGAUAAGUGAUUUUUGUAUGUAUGUCUUCUAAAUGUACUAUUUGCUAGUUUCGGGGGAUUUGUUUUGACUUUGAGCGAGUGAAUGGUUGAACAACUGAUGCGUCUGUUUUGUUUAUUCUCCUGUUACUCGGUGUUGGCGCUGAAGAGAAAGUUUUCAUACUUGUUAGGAUGUUUUAUUACUACUGAUGGAGUUGAAGCUACUUGGCGAAAAAGUGUAGCUCUAAGGGAUAGAUAUAAUUCUGGUUUAAUGUAUUGUAUUUGUACUGUAGUUUCUCUUUUAUGUGUUAUUCUUGUAUUCUGAAUGGAAGAUUUUCUGUAUGUUGUUAAAAUUAUGACUGGGGCAUAUUAUAUCUUUCAUAUUUGUGUUAAGGUUGUAUGCAUACCUUAUUGAUUGCUCGUGUUUUAUGAAUGAGAACAAUUUGAAUUGUUUUCUGUACUAAUCCGAUUUUCUUUUUUGUCCAUUUUUGGUGUGGCUGGUUAUUCAAGGCGGUGUAAUAAUGCUUUCACUUAGUGACAUUACUUUAUGGGCCUCUCUGAUGCACUGAGCUUAUUGUUUGCGGCUGCUGUUUGGUUCGCUAGUUACGCAUUGGUUGCACUUCUUGGAGUCUUUCAAGCCCUUGAUUUUCUCCGAACCUCCAUUUCCAACUAACAGUAAAAAACCUGCAAAUAGACAGGAGAAAAACAAAUAGGAAACUAUCAUGGGUUACGCACAAUUAGUCAUUGGCCCUGCUGGCAGUGGAAAGUCUACCUAUUGUUCUAGCUUGUCCCAACAUUGCGAAACUAUUGGCCGAUCAAUUAAUAUUGUAAACUUAGAUCCUGCUGCUGAGAAUUUCAACUAUCCUGUUGCAAUGGAUAUUAGGGAACUCAUUUCAUUGGAGGAUGUCAUGGAGGAGCUUGGAUUGGGGCCAAAUGGUGGCCUUAUUUACUGCAUGGAGCACCUGGAAGAAAAUCUGGAUGAGUGGCUGACAGAAGAAUUGGAUAAUUAUUUGGAUGAUGAUUAUUUAGUUUUUGACUGCCCAGGCCAGAUAGAACUCUUCUCUCAUGUACCAGUGCUUAAGAACUUUGUGGAGCACUUAAAGCGGAAAAAUUUCAAUGUCUGUGUUGUGUACUUACUUGAUUCACAGUUUAUAACAGAUGUCACCAAGUUCAUAAGUGGCUGUAUGGCCUCACUAUCUGCUAUGGUUCAACUGGAGCUACCUCAUGUUAAUAUUCUCUCCAAAAUGGACCUUGUGAGAAACAAGAGGGACAUUGAGAAUUACUUGAAUCCAGAACCUCAGACUCUGUUGGCUGAGUUGAAUCAGCGUAUGGCUCCACAGUUUGGGAAACUUAAUAAGAGUUUGAUUGAACUGGUGGACCAGUACAGCAUGGUGAGCUUCUUUCCUCUUGAUCUGAGAAAAGAGAGCAGCAUUCAGUACAUUCUGUCGCAAAUUGACAUGUCUAUUCAGUAUGGGGAAGAUGCAGAUGUGAAGAUCAAGGAUUUUGAUCCCGAAGACGACUGAACAAGAAUUUUGAGUUCAACGUAAAAGCAAUACAAUUUUCAGGGUUGCAUUCGUUUUGCCAAUGUGGACUACUCUAAUGCAAGAAAAGACAUUGCAUUUUUUUUUUACUUGGAAUUGGUUCCUACAUGUUGGGACGAGACGGUUUGUCUGAUAAUGGGUUGAUGGUGAUGAGUGUGUGGAACAUCUCAGAUAGCUUUCUUUUUGGAGCAAUUGUGUAUUUUGGACAUGUGAAAGAAAGGAAGUGACUAUUGGUUACAAAUGUUAGCAGUAAUACCGUGAAAUCUUCAGGCU
This is a messenger RNA of Salvia splendens (bonfire salvia), 1921 nucleotides long. RefSeq names its product GPN-loop GTPase 3. Gene Ontology annotation, molecular function: GTPase activity. The transcript has 9 exons. Bases 830 to 1630 code for a protein of 266 amino acids. NCBI's taxonomy places the organism in Eukaryota, Viridiplantae, Streptophyta, Magnoliopsida, Lamiales, Lamiaceae. The record is from RefSeq and is a predicted model, not a curated record.